Syzygium oleosum is the source of this 1792-nucleotide messenger RNA. RefSeq lists its product as uncharacterized. The transcript has a single exon. The record is from RefSeq and is a predicted model, not a curated record. The coding region runs from base 85 to 840 and encodes 251 amino acids. NCBI's taxonomy places the organism in Eukaryota, Viridiplantae, Streptophyta, Magnoliopsida, Myrtales, Myrtaceae.
CGACUCCCUUCACUCCAAUAGUCCCCGCCUCCUUCCUUCCUACCUUCCUUCCCUUUCCUUCGAUCUCGUCUGCUGCAGGCGGCGAUGUCAGCUCUGUUGGCCCCUAGGUGCAGGGAGUCGAAGAUCAAGCUCCUCGCCGCCGCCCUCCUCCGUCCAUCCUCCGCCGUUAACCCCGUCCCUUCUCCUCCCUCUCGGUCUGCUGUUCCCCACCACCACCACCACCAGCACCGCCACAGCCGCCCGUUCCCCCAAACCCCGACCUUCCCUCGCCUCCCCUCUCACCACCAUCCCCAUGUCCUCCCACCUCCUCCUCUUCGCUCCUCCUGCUCCUACUCCACCGCCUCUCCCUCCCCUUCCGACAAGCCUCCACAGCCGACCGAGUACCCCAGCCAAAACCCCAACUUCAAGCACCAGGAGAUCGAGGGCCCCACCGUGGAGCGCGACCCCUCCGCCCUGGCCAACGAGACCCGCCAGGUGCUCGAGGGUUUGAUCAAGACCCUGUACAGCUCCAGCAAGGCGGUCGCCGCCCUGGGCCUCCUCCAGCUCGCCCUCGGCGCUUGGAUCUCCUACCUCACUCGCUCCUCCCCCAUCUUCGAGGCCUCCCUCCUCGGCUGCGUCGCCUUCGGCUUCCCUUUCUCCCUCGCCUUCCUCCUCCGCCAGUCCGUGAAGCCCAUCUUCUUCUUCUUCAAGAUGGAGCAGCUCGGUCGCCUCCAGAUCCUCACUCUCUCGCUUCAGGCUGCCAAGAGCUUGAACCUCUUCUUCGUCCGGGCUCGUGGGGUUUCCUACUUCUGUGCCGGGGCUCUCUCCUUAGGUGUCUUGUUCACUUUGCUCUCCAAGUGACCCCACUCUCUCUAUCUCUCUCUCUCUCUCUCUCUCUCUCUCGUUUUUCGGCAUCCUUUUUGUUUCCCUGGCUUCUCGUAUCUAUUUACACACGGCACACAAUUCAUGGGUUUACCAAAUGGCUGGCCCGUCCCUCUUACGUAAUUUGUGAGGAGUAAGAGGAGCCAGAGGUUUUGAUGUGUGGCCCCUGACUGUUGUGGAAACCAUAAAUAAGUUGCCCUGAAAAUCAAGUCCCUACUUGCAAUGGCAGGUUCAUUCUGUCAAAAAUUGUAGUGCUUUCUGAUAGAUGGUCUUCUUAUACUUUACUUUACUUUACUCUAGCGUGUUGUUGUGAAAGUUGAAGAUGAUGACAAAUAUAUGGCUGCAUACAUGGUCCUAGCAUAUUUCUGUCCAGUUUUGCUGGAUGUGGCAGCAUUAGACUGGACACAUUGCCCAACCGUUAUGCAAUCUCCCUAGACAUCCAAUUAGUUGCCCUCAUUGUAAAGUAGCAAGAUCCGGAUUAACCUUUGGCCAGUAGAUGUAGAUAUGCCUAGGUAUUCGAUUCACUUGUCUCUGUUGUUGCGUGAUAUCUAGUCUUCUUUAUUAUAGUUAUCAGUAGUGAGACGUCAAAAUGUUCCUUAUGCAAUGGCUGCCUACAUCCUUUCAUGGUUACUCUUGUCAUCUCUGUCUGUGUUCCGCAAGGCUGGUAGAGGGCCAGUAUAUGUCCAAGUCUCCUCUGUCUCUCUUUUAUGAGUUAAGUUGCAGUGGCAACUUCCCAAAAGCAGAUAAAUUAAGUGUUCAUUUAGGCUGAUAGAUUAUAUUCUAUCGGCAUAAACAUGAUGUCUUUACAUAAUUGCGUGUUCAAUGGGGAGCACCUAGUCUUUGUUUUUGAGUUUGCCCAGAAGUGGCAUUUGGUAGUACUCUCCAGUGACUGGAUAUGAUUGUAUAAGAGUAGAGGUUAAAGGUGGUUGGA